UUAGUUCUUUGGCAAAUGUUUUGGUUGAAGAAGUUGCAGCUGAAGAAGCCCAUUAUGAAGAAGAUGUAAUCGAUGGUAACACAUUACUUUUAAUUACCACCAACAAUGAAAUAUUGAAAACUUGUGAAGUUAUUGAGGGAAAUGAUGUUGGGAAAGAUGAUAGACCAGUAAAAAAUGUUAAAGAAAUCUCCACGCCAAGUUUUAAGAAAUGGGUUGGUGAUGGUAACGAUGAUGAUGGAAUCAAUGAGGAGGAUAUAUCAGACAAAGCAUAUGAACGUCGUCAUAAGAAGUUCGAAUUGUCAGAAAAGAAAUUAAAGAAUCGGGAAAAAGAAAGGCUGCAGUACGAGAGAUACCAGCAGCAGUUGGCAGUUGAGAAGUUACGUAACACUGACUCUAAGACCUUGAUGUCAGUUGCCUCCUUACGAAGUAACGAACCAGCUAAUAAUGAUAUGAUCAGGCUUGAAACAGUGCGUGAAAAAUUGUUAAAAGAAGCGGAGGAUCAAUUGGCAAGGUAUGAUUCGUUAGGAUUAGGAGGGUUAGGAAAAGGAAAAAAUGUGGUAAAUGAUAUUAAGAUUGACGAUGAAGCAGAAGAAAUAAAAAUCAAAAGACCACGAAUAAAAAAGAACAACACUAUUAGUGGGUCAUUCAUCAAUCCAAAUGUACUUGUUUCAACUGCUUCAAGGAAGAGUGCGCGUACACGUACAACAAUGGUUGUGUUUGGAAUAAAAAUUCAAACCAAAAGGUCUAAAAAACAACCACCCAAAGAACUAUUUGGGCCACCAUCACCGAUAUAUGAUGAGAUGCUAAUGGAAUGUGAUGAAUGGAGGUUAAAUGAACAUGAAAAACAAGUUGAGGCUAACAAAGAACUUAAUAACUUUACAAUAGCCAAUCCAAUAUAA
This is a messenger RNA of Entrophospora candida, 899 nucleotides long. NCBI's taxonomy places the organism in Eukaryota, Fungi, Glomeromycota, Glomeromycetes, Entrophosporales, Entrophosporaceae. The record is from the annotation of a GenBank genome assembly.